Molecule: messenger RNA, 2277 nt
Organism: Ictalurus furcatus (blue catfish)
Lineage: Eukaryota; Metazoa; Chordata; Actinopteri; Siluriformes; Ictaluridae
Exons: 2
Coding region: 1-1845 (614 amino acids)
Source: RefSeq, a predicted model, not a curated record
AUGGAACGUGAUCUUCUCCUGAUGAAGGGCGCUGGUUCGGAGGUUAACAGGUUCGGUGCAGUGGGUGAUUAUGCCCUUUCCUAUGGGGGCCCCAUCAAUGGCUUGGACUCGGCGGGGGGUGCAGAGAGGACGAACGGGGAUAUUAUAUUGGUAAACAUCCGACUAGCAGUCCUGAACCUAGAUUUCGAAAAAGCAUUUGACCGAGUCUCGCACCAGUUCCUUUUUCAGGUAUUGGACAAAAUGGGGUUCCCUGAUAGGUUCUUAGCCUGGGUGGGAUUACUUUACAAGGGCAUAAUCAGUAGAAUGUUGGUUAACGGGCACGUGUCCAAAGCGGUGAAUAUCCGCAGUGGCGUCCGUCAGGGGUGUCCUUUAUCUCCCCUCCUGUACGUGGCUUGCAUUGAGCCACUGGCACAGAUCUUGAGAAGGGAUAAAGGGAUCAAAGGACUCGAAGUGCCUGGGACGGGUGGACUGACCGCGACGUGCGUUUUAUAUAUGGACGACGUAACCCUUUUAGCCACCGACGUUUUAUCCAUGAGAAGAGCAAUGGACUUGACUGACUGGUACGGUCGAGCCUCGGGCGCCAAGCUCAACAGGAGCAAGUCCGAGGCCCAGCUCUUCGGGCCGUGGGGUAACGUGGACACAGGCGGACUGGAAUUGGUUUUUAAAACCGACUUACGGAUUUUAGGUGUCAAAUUUGACAAAGAGGGUGGAGGACGGGCAAACUGGGCCGACUUGCUAGGGAAAGUCAGGCAAAAACUGGGCUUUUGGGGACUAAGACAGAUGACUUUUGAAGGUAAAGUUUUAAUUUUUAAAGCAGUGAUUUUACCUUUGAUGUUACUCGUGUGUUCUGUUUUUAGUCCCCCAAGGAACUUUCUUUUAGAACUAGAGAGGGCGGUUUUUUACUUCAUCUGGGGAUCCAGGUGGGAGAGAGUGAAGAGGGAGGUCGUGAAGAAGAGACCGGAGAACGGCGGGAAAGGCCUCCCGGACCCCCACCUGUUUUUAGGCAGCCGUUUCACCGCCCUCCACAUCGGGUACGCCGUGGCCCCGUCCAGAGACAGCAAGACAGCAGCCAUGACCCGUUUCUGGAUGGGGUCCUACCUGCGAAGCCUAAAGAUUUUACCAGUUGACCUUAAAACGCCUGUGUCUUUUAAUCUAAGCAAAGAACACGAUUUUAUUAAGAAGUUUUUAAAGAAAAAUCUUUUAGAACGAGAAGAUGUCACCGUUUUAACUAACCACAAGUCUCUUCUCUCUCUUGUGCAGGAUCGGGAACCUGUGAGUCCAGUCCCCGGCCUCACUCUAAGUGAGGCCAAACAAGUUUGGAGGAACGCCGCCCACCCUGCUCUUCAGAACAGGCACAAGGACUUGUCAUGGAUGGUGGCCCAUGAGAUUCUCCCGGUCAGGGCGGUCAUGCACUCCCGGGGCAUGGGCUCCAACCCCAUCUGCCCACGACCCGGAUGCAACGCGCCGGAGACCGUGCGACACCUCUUAUGGGAGUGCGGCGCUGCGCGGGACCAGUGGACCACGACCGGCCCCCUGUAUUUCCCGUGCCUGUCAGCUGGUGGGGUCCAGAUGGACUACAAGCUCGCCAUCCUCGGGGUAGGCCCAGGCUCGAAGGGCCUAACAGUACAGAGGUUCACCACGCUCUGGCUCACCCUCAACGCCGUGAAGGAUGCCAUCUGGACCACCAGAAACCUGCUGGUGGGGAAACGCGUGACGGUGCCCCUCCACGCGAGCGAGCAAAUGGCGAAGUCCAUGCUGCAGGGGUACCGCGCGUCGACAUUCGGAGGAGGGGGCCGGGGUCGCACGAGAAAGGCCCCGGCCGCCACCGACCCUGGCCGCUCGUAGAUGCGCCCUCACCUGCAAAGGCUACGGGAGCAGCGAGCCGGAGGGUAGAGGAUCUCCGCUGGGCACUGGAAGUGACGGGCCUUGGCCGUGGCUGGAGAGCAGUGGGAUGGGCUCCCUUGGUAAGGACUCACACCCGAUCCUGAACAAGAGAGGACAUUUGAGUGGUUUUUUUAAUUGUUUGUUUAGACAUGUAUUUGCUUUUUUAUUAAACAAUUGAUUUAUUUAACUAUAUUUAAAAACGAAACGAUUUUAUGGACACUUUUAUUCAUAGUUUUUUACACACACAAUUUAUGUAUUUAUUUAUUUUUCCUUUAAACAGUUUUUAAAAUAAGAAAUUGUUUUAUCUAAGUUUAUUUAUUUAUUUGUUAAUGAAAAAAUGUCUGUAAACUGAAAAGGAAAAAAAAAUGUGUACACUGUGAACAUGAAAAAAGA